Molecule: messenger RNA, 7164 nt
Organism: Fibroporia radiculosa
Lineage: Eukaryota; Fungi; Basidiomycota; Agaricomycetes; Polyporales; Fibroporiaceae
Exons: 64
Coding region: 1-7164 (2387 amino acids)
Biological process (GO): phosphorelay signal transduction system; protein phosphorylation; base-excision repair
Molecular function (GO): ATP binding; nucleic acid binding; phosphorelay sensor kinase activity
Source: RefSeq, a predicted model, not a curated record
AUGCUCGCGGAGGGCACCAGCCUGAAGGACGGCUCUUCCGUCCUGGCCAAGAUAGUCCCUGCUCACUCGAAUGCAUCCAUGUGUAUCGAGAGAGAAGCUCAUAUUCUCGAUCGCAUGUCUACCUCUCCCGAGUCAUCGAGCACCACCCUCCGUACGAUCGAAUUCUUCUCCAUCCCACGUUCCAACGGAGACUGUGUUGUUCUCCUUCUCGUCCAUCCAGGUCUUAACAUCUUGGGCCGAUAUUUCCCGCCUCAUAAAGUGAACGAUCUCCUCUUGGGCGAUAUCUCUCGUGCCCGCCCGCCACCGUCACAUACCGAUAUUCUCAUGAUGGGUAUGGAGGAGCCAUAUAAUGUAGAGGAGGUGGAGGCAAUCGAGAUUAUGGACCUAGCUUCCUUCCUCGAGUUUGCUAUUCAAGCAACACACUGCUUAGAGAUGAUGCAUCGCUCUGGGCUGGUUCACCGCGAAGUGCGCGCGAACGUAUUCCAUCUAAAUGCGCACAGCGGUUUAGUCCGUAUGGUCCAUUUUGGAAACAGGGCUGUAUCAUUAGAGCAAUUUGGUGUCCCAUCUGCAUUUGUACUUAGAGCAGAUGCAUUUGAGGAAGUCAAGAAACUCAAAGUCAAGGAGGCACUGUGCUACCUCGCUCCGGAGCAGACUGGCAGCAUGGAGGCUCUCAACGAGGAUCACAGGACGGAUUUGUACUCACUGGGGAUCUUAUUCUGGACGCUGUUGGUCGGUAGAGGUACCAUGCCAUUCGAGGGCGGCCCUUUGGAGCUUUUGCAUGCCAUCGCACAAAAGCGGCCAAUGCCCGUACAUGAAGUCCGCAGAGAUGUUCCACAGGUGUUAGCUCUACUCAUCGAUAAGUUGCUCUCCAAGAACCCAGAUCAACGUUAUCAAAGCGCAUAUGGCCUAAAGGCAGAUCUAUUGCAAUGUCAAAGGUUGCUUCUGAGAGCCGUGACUGUGGUAUCUGAUCAGACUAUGGAACUGAUCCCUACUUUCGAAAUCGCCGUCGAGGAUAGGUUUAUGGAAUUCACUAUCCCCAGUCCCUUGUUUGGUCGCGAGAAAGAACUUGAAACAAUCAAAAACAUUAUUCGGCACACUUCUACGUCCUAUUCAAGACACAUUGCAGCGUCACGAGGCUCCAUCGUCGUCGGUUCUUCAGAGAGUGGCACCAAUACUGGCACCACGGACGAUCACAGUGAAUCUCGCUCGUCAAAAAGCGACGUUUCUCAGCACGGCCCUAUGUCUCCGGGAGAUGCUAUGAGUCCUCGGCCCUCGGUGCGAAUCUCAGAGACCAAUGUAACCACUGCGGUGACUACUACUAGCACGAGCGCUUCCGGUAGUGACGGCCUAAGGCGAGUUGCCUUAGUGCCGUCUUCAAGUCGAGCGAGGACGCAUGCGGUUAUUGUCUUAGGUCCCCCAGGAGCGGGGAAAAGCUCCUUGAUUCUUGCGAACCAGGCUCGCUGGAGAUCUCAUGGUCUCUGGGGUCAGGCCAAAUUUUCAGAGGUGGAAGCGGCCCCAUUUUCCUCCUUACUGGCGUGUCUAUCAUCAGUCCUUCGACAGCUGAUCGUAUUCCAUACGGAUCUACAUACCUUCGUGACUUCACUCAAGCGUCAGCUUGGCCCGCAACUUCGUAAUGUACCUCUGUUGUACGAGGGCGCACCUGAGCUGCGUGACAUUUUGAGUCUCUUUGAUAUCUCGUUAGAAGCACCACGGGAAGUACUAGACACUCAUGAAUUACGCGCCCGCUUCCAAAGUCUAUUUCGGGGGGUGUUUUCUGUUCUAGCAGAAACACGUCUAUUUGCAUUAUUUCUGGAUGACCUACAUGACGCGAGUGAUUCCUCUCUAGACCUCAUCAAUACUAUUGUGAACUCGCGAACUCGAAUCCUUGUUUUUGCAACGGCUCGUUCGGACCUACCUGAGGCUACAAAUAGGAUUAGGGCAACGUUUACCAGCCGAUCCACUACUUGGAUUAACCUUGAGCCCUUGAAUUAUUUAGCAAUAUCCACAUUGGUUUCGCGGACGCUUCGACGGCCCAAAGAGGAUUGCGCCAGCUUAUCGCGUCUCGUUCUAGCAGCCUCAUUAGGCAAUGCGUUCUCUGCACGGAACAUUCUGAUGACUCUGCAACGGCAGCAUCAAAUUACAUUUAAUUGGGAUCAGAAUUAUUGGGAGUAUGAUAUGUCUGCGAUCGAGCCCAGUCUCCACGAUAAACAGUUGAUUGCGGACCCGAGUGACCUGACGUACCUCUGUAAUCAUUUUCAUGAGUUACCGGAGGAUGCCAGGAAGUAUUUGAUAUGGGCGUCCUUGUUCGGACCAACCUUCAAGGUCGCCGAGGUUGCUCUUAUGAUGGAUUGGGAAGACUCGAGUGGUAGUAGUGGCAGCGAUGAAGAACCCGAAGACAUGUGGAAUGUUUCGAAGGCAGUUUCCACAAUAAAUGACAACACACUUCCGUCUAGCAGUCGUCGAUCGAUGCACGGUUUGCAGACUGCGAUCACGGAAGGAUGGCUUGUUCACCGCGCACGCGACAUGUGCAGCUUUGCACACGACCGAUACCGUCAAGCUGCGCAAGCAGAGGCCAAUGACAUGCCCGAGGAAGCGGUUGCAAAGAUGUCUUUUAGAAUCAUUCUAGCGAUGUUACACGAGGCGACUCCGGACGUCUACCGCAUUGCAGAACAUGCUAGACGCUGCCUGUCACUUCUUCGCGAGCAUGCCAAGCGGGAUGAGCUCUUGGAGCUCUCGAUAGACGCAGGUGAUUCUGCCCGAACUCGCGGGGCACACGAACUGGCACUCCAGUCUUAUAUCAACGCACAGUCACUGCUCGACUCCUCUUCAUGGGCUACAGAUGCUAGCAGGACCUGCUCAUUAUAUCUCAGGCUUGCCGAAUUGUACACUUGGAAAGGUGAUUUUUCCAUGUCAGACAGCUUAGUGGAGACAUGCCUGGAGCAUGCAGAAGACCCAGACAGCAAGGUUCAGAUGCUGCGGCUACGAUCCAAAAACCACUGGAUGUGCGGGAAUUACAAAGCUUCGCUGGCAGACACCCUCCUAGGUUUGCAUAUACUGGGGGUGGAUGUACACCCUUCGCCUACUAGACGCGAAGCGGACAUCAUGUUCGAUCAGGUCAAGAAUGAGAUCUUAGCUGUUGGCUUUGAGGAGAUUCUCGCGAUUCCGCGUGCGAGAGACACGCGAACCGACCUUGCCAUCGCUCUGCUCAACGACGCAGGACACAAUGCAUAUUGGAGUGUAGGCGAAGGGUUUACUGAUAUCAUCGGUCUGACGACCGUUCAGCUGGCGCUACGGUCGGGAAUGUGCUCCGGUACGGCACUUGGAUUCUUCUGGGCUCUUGGAGCUGCGGCCGAUCGAAGAGAGCUAUAUCGUUUCUCCGCCGACCUCGGGAAGCUUGCACUACGAAUCGCGGAUCACUAUGGAACAUCUUAUGAGAAAUGUCGCGCAUUGGUGCUCUUCUCGUCAAUGGUGGCUGGUUUUGACAAUGUGCAUAUCCGCGCGAACUUGCCGCGGUUGGAAGAAGCCAUGAAAUAUGGUCAGAGUGCUGGAGACAAGAUAUUCACGAGCUACGCAAGCCUCCAUCUCAUUCAGACACGCCUUUGGAUUUGUGAUCAUAUCAGUGAGCUUGUGGUAGCAGCAGAAGAAUCGGUUAGUGAUAUUUUGCAAUGGGCUCCCAGCGGCGAUACUGCUAUUCUAGCUCAGAGUGUCUUGAACUGCAUUCGGGCAAUCGGGGGAUUCACGUAUGCUCAAUCGGCCGAAACUAUAUUUGAUACCGACACAUUCAAGGAGAGUGAGUACUUCGCCCAUGGCGAGAAAACCUGGGGCCUUCUCGACAUGGCCACGAGCUGGUACUAUUCUUAUAAGGUUGUCGCAUUAUUCUGCCUUGGGUAUGCGAGUGAAGCUGCUCAGCUGGGAUUUUCGGUAUACGAGUCACGAGACAAACAUCCGAAUCAUCGACACACCCGAUAUGCACUAUUCUUCCAUAGUCUCGCCAUGGUUCAGUGUUUGCGUAGAGCAGACAAUAUCCCAGAAUUGCGCGGUUCAUACUUCACACAGAUUGAACUCAACCAAUCGUAUAUCAGAAAGUGGCUUUCACCAAGCCCGGUGAACACUAGUGCAUGGGUUGCACUCGUGGAUGCCGAGAUGGCCUCGCUUACCAACAACCCGGAUGCCUUCAAGCUGUACGACGUUGCCGUAAAACUUGCGGUCAACAACGAUUGGCUAUUAGAAAGUGGUUGGGCAAUAUAUCUGAAACGACAGCAAGGAAGCCACUUCGUGCGUUGCGGCGUAGAAGGGUUAGGCAAUGAACUGCAACGAAGAGGGAUUGCCCGUCAGGCACAGUGGGGUGCUCGGGGAAUUGUCAAUUAUCUUUCAUCACAGCUAGAUUCGCGGCCGCAUUUUGCUCUCAAGCGUCACAUCUUCUCUUCCGAUGUCGCAGUCCAAACGGACAGUGUUGUCAUGUCCUCAAGUCCCCGAAUUCCGGGAAAAGCAGAACACACUGAGGAAGAUGAGAUCUCGUCAUUGACCGCUUCCGAUCUGGCAUCAAUUCUGAAGUGGAGCAAGGAUAUAUCGACCGAUAUCAACUUACCUAUGGCGUUACAGCGGUUAACUGAAAUUGCUACAGAAAAUUCGGGUAGUCAAUACACUUGCGUCGUUAUCGCUAGAGAAGCCGGUGAUUAUACUGUCGCUACUAGCAUGGUUCCGCCUGAGCCAUGCCAAGUACAUGAAAAUCCACAGCCUAUCAGAGCAAUUGCCGACCCCCUUCGGAGAGCCGUCAUACAAUAUGCCCUGAACACGAAGGAGCGUUUAUACUAUGAAGAUAUCUCUACUGAGCCACGUUUUUCCAAUCGUGGACAAACCUUUGGGGCUGUCUACAUGACGGCGAAAUAUGCUUUCUCCCCUAACACUGUGGCAAUCUUGACUCUUUUGUGCCAACAAGCCAGCAUCGGUAUCGCCAAUGCUCUUCUGUUUCGCUCAGUGCAGGCAGGUACACGGGAGAAUUUGAAGAUGAUCUCUGCUCAACGAGAUGCGCUCGAGGCUGCAAGGAAGAGCCGCGAAGACGCGUUAAAGGCGACCAAGAUCAAAAGCAACUUUCUCGCAUCUAUGAGCCACGAACUACGAACACCGUUUAGUUCAUUUUAUGGCUUACUUGAUAUCUUAAGCGGCACCGAACUUAAUCCAAGUCAACGUGAGAUCGUGCAAACCGCCAAACAAUCGUGCGAGCUUCUUCUGAAGAUCAUCGACUCAAUUUUGGACUAUAGCAAGCUAGAAGCCUCUGCGUUAAAACUUGAAUUCUCAGGUUUCGCAAUAGAAAACAUGAUUGCGGACUGUAUGGAACUAUUGCUUCCCAUGGCUGCUAAAAAAUUGGAUCUUUCAUACAACAUAGAAUCUGAUGUUCCACCAUGGGUUAAAGCUGAUUAUGCGAGAAUUCGACAAGUACUGAUGAAUCUGAUCGGCAAUGCUGUCAAGUUCACUGCGCAUGGAUCUGUUCGUGUCGUAUGUUCUAUCGAUAAGAGCGGUCAGGCAACUCCCGGGGAGGUUAAUCUCAAGUUUGUGAUCCAGGACACUGGCAUUGGACUAAGCUCAAGCGACGUUGAUCUCCUCUUUGUACCCUUCCAACAAGCAGACAAUUCAUCCACGAGGCGUUUUGGCGGUACGGGGCUUGGGCUAUCGAUUUCUCGCCAAUUGGUAAAGCUUAUGGGUGGCGCCAUUGGCGUUCAAUCCGAGCUUAGUAUCGGAUCGGUAUUUUGGUUUACUAUCCCUGUCAAGAUUUACGACUCCGAAGAAUCUCGCCGGGCGCUCCGUGAGAUAGAGAGUCUGAAAUCUCGUCUUCUUAAUCCGCGGCCUCUUCGAAUCCUCAUCAGCUCUGCUUCCAGCCCCACUCAGUCUCUUUUGAGCACUAUGUUGAACGGGUUCUCUAUCGUUACUGUUUCAUCGAUUCCGCAAGCGGACUCCUAUAUCCAAAAUUUGCAGACUUUGGACCCGCCUCUAGAUUUCAUCAUUCUUGAUGACCAAUCCGAGACUGGAGUUGACGAAUUCACUCGUACUCUACAAUCCCUGACACUGGGUCCUCUCAGCGAAACCAAGAUCAUACACCUCUUCACACCAACCACGGACAAUCUGGCAGGCACGCCGAUGUUGAGGAAUGAUGCAGGUCUUGGAAUCGUUCGCAUCACCAAACCUCCACGCCAAACAAGACUUCUUCAAACGCUCGCUGAUUUGAAGAAUCUUCCGUAUAUACCUAGCGUGCCAAUCGCAACGGCGUCUAUUAUCCGAGACGAGGAAGCACUUAUGCGGCGGACAUUACAUGGUAAUAUUCUUGUAGCAGAAGAUAAUGCUGUGGCCCAGAAGCUGCUCAUUGCACAGUUGCAGCGUUAUAAGCUUAAUGUAAUUGCGACAUCGAACGGAGAAGAAGCGAUAGCAGAGUGGGAGAAACACGAACCAGGCUUCUUCAGCGUGGCAUUGUUUGAUCAUCAAGUUGAACGUGCUGUGAGACUCAUCCGAGAUGUCGCACAAGACACAAAGAUUAUCAAAGUAGAUACCAAUGAAGAUUCGCUGGUGUUCUCUGGUACAUCCCACACUGAAUUUGCCGACACCAUCGUCAACCGCACAGUCACCACCGUAGGAAGAUACGGCAAAGUUUUCUAUAUGCAACUUGACGGGGCGGGCAGAGUGCCUGUUCUUCAUUUUGGAAUGACCGGAAUGCUUCAGGUGAAGGGCCAAUUAGCUACUUACUACAAAGAGACACCUCGGAAGGCAUCCACGGAUUGGCCACCAAGGUUCAUGAAGACCCAGUUUAUUUUGCACUUAAACGAUCCGGUCUCUAACAGCAUUACGGAGCUAGCUUUCUUGGAUGCCCGUCGGCUUGGUCGUAUCCGCCUCUGCACCUCGCCCCUGACUGAGCCCCCGAUCUCUGCACUCGGAUUUGACCCUAUACUAUCCAUGCCCACCCUACAGGAAUUCGCAAAUGGCGUUCGAAAGCGGACAUGCCCCAUCAAGGCACUCCUUCUGGAUCAGUCGUUCAGUGCUGGCGUGGGGAACUGGGUGGCCGGCAAGUCCAUUCACUUAUACUCGCAUUGUCUCUUCUGUCUAUUCUCACCACACCAUCCCGUUACACUCAACUAUCCGCUCUUCACCAACAGACCUCAGAAAUAUGUAGAGUAG